AGUUUUUGUAACUUUUAUAUCUAUCAACUAAAUGUCCAAUAUGAGAAGCUGUUUAGUUUUUAUGUGACAUUAUGAUUUCAAGAUAUACGAUGGACCCACAACGUUUUACACGCCGAGAUUAAUAAUAUGAAAAUACACUACCUUACAUGCCAUUUAACAAUUAUUAGGCUGUAACACGAGUUUGCUACUAGCCUCUAUAUAUGAUUAUGAUUCAACUUCUACUAGUGGUUGCAUUUUGUCGAUUUAGCUUUAGUUUAUAUUUUGCUACCUGGACUUGUUUUUUCUUUUGUCAUCAUUAUGCUAUGUCGUAUUUGAAGUUAGAUUCGAUCUCUCUGUACAUAUACACUAGCUGCGCUGCGUGAUGUACAACAUGUAUAUAUAAAAAUUACAAAUGAUGUGUAGAUAUACGGCAACGUAUGACAAUUUUUGGACAUGCCACGUAUCGGAGUGCAUGUGGUGAUGAAAUAGAGUAGAUCUGUGGAAGCAAGUCAGUAGUAAUAUCCAAAUAAAAAAGUACAGAAGUAGAAAGAUCUAAAUGAUCUCUCGCAGGAAAUCUCGAUCUCUUGUCCUUGCUUUUAUUUACUUUUUGUUUUUGUCAACCUUUCUUUUUUACUCCAUUCUUUUCUCUUGGUAAUUGUAAACUUCUUAUUUUGGUUUAUAGACAUUGACACGUUUUUGGUUUGGUUUAGGUACAAAGGGAGGUAUGGACACAGAGAGAUGUAUUAGGAUAAGCCGAUGUUAUUUGUGAGGCCAUGAGACCAUACAAUCACAAUCAAACAAUCUGUAGCAUUUAUAAUACAUCAAUUACGCACGAUGUUGAAGUUUCGGUGGUCCAUCAUCUAUACGUUUGUUUGAUUCGGCCAAACCAAGCCGUCUAAAAUUCAACUAAAUUAGAUUCUGGUUCUUAAGUGGACACUGGAUGAGGAAAUAAAAACAAGUGAUCUGGAUGGAAGUCUGAACUCUAAAACAGUCCUAUAAAAUUAAAAUGCAUUAUAAUAAAAAUCAACUCAGAUGAUUGUACAAUGAAAUCAUAGUUUAAUCAAAUUCAGAGUAGAUCUUGUUUCAUUUGGUUACAUAUUUCCUAUAAAUGGAAAAUAUCACUAACCAAAGAGGACAAGAAAAAAUAAGAUUAAAAAAGACUCCUGGAUUUAUAACACUUUUGUAAAUCGAUCAGGGGUUAUAUACUCUCAAGAAAAAUAUUAUAAUAUAUUCAUAUUCAUUAUAAUGAAAUUCAUACAUCUUGAGUUGGAGGAAAUAUUCUCGCAUAUAUUUUCAAGGUAUGCAUGAACCAUUAUGGCCGUACACUAAAGCAGUGAUAACAAAGAGUAUAUAUCGUAGGCAUAAGAAUCAGUGAAUCACUAUGACAUGUGGGUUACAAAGAAAACAAACCUAAUUGAUAAGAAUGAUUUUUUAUUUUAUUUUUGGCAAAUCCAUAUAGUCGAUCAAAUCUACAUAGGAUUCCAGAAUAUUUCUGUUUUUUUAAUCUAAAUAACAUAAAUGAUUAGCAUUCACCACCGUUUUAGCAUUUUAUAUCUUGUAAUGUACAAUGUAGACAAAGAAAGCAAGUGAAACGUAACGUGCAUGGCCUCCAAAUCAUGAACUCAUUCAUGUAUUCUUUUGUUAUUUAAUCUUAUACACUAAUAUAUUUAGAUUUAGGCAGCAAUAAAUUAUCAAAUGCCAUAAAAUUCCAAAGACUAUACCAAUCGACACCAAAAGUAAAGAUAAGGAGCAUCAUGGCUCUCCCUUGGAUGGUUUAUGAAACUUCAUACUCAAUUGUCUCCCUGUUAUCAAAAUGAAGGAAUGUAAAUAUCAUACAAAUUAAAGUUGACAUAGAUUAAUUGCAUCAUUUAUCUAACCAAGAAAAUUAUCAUAAUAGGUUGCUGAUGAUAGUAGUUGUUACUUUUUAUUAUUAGAGAGGCCGCCUGAGUCCUGACCGGACCAGCAAACCAGCAGUCACAUGCGGGACCAAGAUUUAUUUAUAAUUACGAAAGACAUAAUUGGUACUUUCUUAAUCUACUUAUAGUUUUUUUUUAACAAGGCUUUUGUUAGAUUUCAAGGAAAUUAGGAAGCGUUGACGAUGUUUGGAUGUCAGUUCACUGCAUAUUGAAAAUAUUAUCUAUAUAUAUUAGUAUAAAAAUGUAAUCAUAAGAAUUAUUAUUAUUAUAUUAAUAAAUUAUGAAUAAUCCGGAAAAUAGUUUUAUUGGAAUCCAAUGCUUUGAGCUAGUUAACAAAAAAAAAACUAAUAAUAAUAACAAACAAUGUUGUCCUAAAGGUCCAAAAUAGCUAAGAUGGGUCGGUUCUCCAUUAGAGAAUCACUUUCAAGCAAGUGGAUGAAAACAUUAAUGUGAAGUUAACUAGCCACACAUUAUGUUCUAGAUGUGUGAUCAUACUAUCAUCUUGAUUGAUCUAAUUGCACAUAGCAUUAUCAGCAUGAAACAUAUAUACAGAAAAAUCUAGUAGAAAAAAAAAUAGCUUGGAAGACUCAUGCAAGAGUAAACUAAACAUACAAGUCAUCCACAUUGAAAUGGCUUCAAGCGAACAUGCACUUACGUAUUUGAAAACUGUAGAAGAGUAAUCACUGCCUACAGGGGGUUAGAGUAAUCUCUAGCUCGUGGGUCUCGCUAGGCUCUUUCUUUUACCCAGCUCAGGCCCAGUUAAGAGUACUCCAGGCCCAAUACUCUUUAUUUUUGUCAACCCCAGGCCUACUCAAAUUAUCUCGAUUUUUUUUUUCCUUUUUUCCUAAAAUUACAAAAACAAGUCCAAUCAGCGCAGGUUCGAUCUCGGAGCUCUUCCUCAAUUAACACAUCUUUCUUCUGCUAAACCCAUUUAAAAAAGCUUCACCGUCGCCGUGUGCUGUUUCUUCCUCACCGCCGCCGUCUCAAAUCUCAAACUCACGCCUCUCAGGUGAAAGCUAAUUCAAAAGUUCAAUCUUUUUCUCAGGUUAUAAUGGAGGUCGCUUUAGAGGAUAACAGUCUCAUGGAUAAGGUCUUGCCUCCUGAUGAGCAGGAGAUUGAUGUUGAGCUGGAGGCUAAAGAGAAGAAGUAUCUUAGAGGAGAAGGUGCUAAUCUAGAGACGUUGAAAGAUAAGAAACUAAAGACUCAGCUUGCUUCACGAGAGAAGUUGUAUGGGAAGUCUGCUAAAGCUGCUGCUAAAAUCGAGAAGUGGCUCUUGCCGGCUUCGGCAGGGUACUUGGAGACUGAUGGUUUAGAGAAGACAUGGCGGGUCAAGCAGACAGAUAUUGCCAAAGAAGUUGAUAUAUUGAGCUCAAGAAACCAAUAUGACAUUGUGCUCCCAGAUUUUGGCCCGUACAAACUCGAUUUUACUGCAAGUGGACGGCAUAUGCUAGCUGGUGGUCGCAAAGGCCACCUUGCUCUUGUAGACAUGAUGAGUAUGAACCUAAUUAAAGAAAUCCAGGUACGGGAAACAGUACGUGAUGUUGCAUUCCUGCACAAUGACCAAUUCUUUGCAGCUGCCCAGAAGAAGUAUUCAUAUAUUUAUGCGAGAGAUGGAACUGAGCUCCAUUGUUUGAAGGAACGUGGUCCAGUGGCUAGACUCAGGUUCCUAAAGAACCACUUCCUCCUCGCAUCAGUGAACAAAAUCGGUCAGCUACAUUACCAAGAUGUAACCUACGGAGACAUGGUAGCUAGUAUCCGAACAGGCAAAGGCAGAACAGAUGUAAUGGAAGUGAAUCCUUACAAUGGUGUCGUCGCCUUGGGACACUCUGGUGGAACCGUCACAAUGUGGAAACCAACCAGCCAAGCACCUCUAGUCCAAAUGCAGUGCCACCCUGGUCCAGUCUCCUCUCUCGCUUUCCACCCCAACGGCCACCUCAUGGCUACGUCAGGCAAAGAGCGCAAACUCAAGAUCUGGGAUCUGCGCAAGUUCGAGGAGGUUCAGACCAUCCACGGCUUCCACGCCAAGACGCUGAGUUUCAGCCAGAAAGGCUUGCUAGCAGCUGGAACCGGAUCGUUCGUUCAGGUUCUAGGAGAUUCAAGCGGUGACUAUAGCAGAUACAUGAGCCACUCGAUGGUGAAAGGCUACCAGAUCGAGAAGGUCAUGUUCAGACCGUACGAGGACGUUCUGGGGAUCGGUCACUCGAUGGGAUGGUCCAGCGUUCUCAUUCCAGGGUCUGGAGAGCCGAACUUCGAUUCUUGGGUGGCUAACCCGUUCGAAACGACGAAGCAGAGACGGGAGAAGGAAGUGCACUUGCUUCUUGAUAAGCUCCCGCCUGAGACGAUCAUGCUGGAUCCUUCAAAGAUCGGUGCGAUGAGACCUUCGAGGAGGAAGGAGAGGUUGACUAGAGGAGAGAUUGAAGCUGAGAAAGAGGUGGCGGUAGAAGCGGCGAAGGGGGUUGAGCUGAAGAAGAAGACUAAAGGAAGGAAUAAACCGAGUAAGAGGACUAAGAAGAAGAAAGAGUUAGUGGAGAACGCGAAGAGAACGUUCCCGGAGCAAGAGAACAGUGCUGCUGGUAAGAAGAGAAGAAUCGGUGAAGAUGCUGCGGCUGAGCUACCCGCUUGUCUGAAAAGGUUUGCCCGAAAAAACUGAAAGUGAUGUGAAACACAGACAGAAACUGAAAGUGAUGUCUUAAGAUUUUGUUUUUUUUUUCCUUUUUCUCCUAAUGUUCAUAUUAUGAGAAAAUUGACAUUAUACGAUUUAGCAAAAAAAAAAAAAAAACAUUUCUCAUAGAAUGUUUCAUGUUUCACAUGUUGAAGUAAUGAAAUAAAAAUACAAAUGACUCUUAUAAAA
Molecule: messenger RNA, 4746 nt
Organism: Brassica rapa (field mustard)
Lineage: Eukaryota; Viridiplantae; Streptophyta; Magnoliopsida; Brassicales; Brassicaceae
Product: probable U3 small nucleolar RNA-associated protein 7
Biological process (GO): maturation of SSU-rRNA from tricistronic rRNA transcript (SSU-rRNA, 5.8S rRNA, LSU-rRNA)
Cellular component (GO): nucleolus; small-subunit processome; 90S preribosome
Molecular function (GO): protein binding
Source: RefSeq, a predicted model, not a curated record